Molecule: messenger RNA, 1306 nt
Organism: Drosophila nasuta
Lineage: Eukaryota; Metazoa; Arthropoda; Insecta; Diptera; Drosophilidae
Exons: 1
Coding region: 15-935 (306 amino acids)
Source: RefSeq, a predicted model, not a curated record
GCUGUUAUACCAUAAUGUUGCGUUCAUACUUUUGUGAUUAUAAUGUGAUGCCCCUGAAUUACAACACUUGGAUGUCUCCACAGUAUUCGGAGAGAUUUCAACGAGUGGAUGAUGGAGAGACAACGCUUGGAAUAACAAGGGAUAAGCGACCAAUGCUUAUAGUGUUGCAUUUCUUUGCCGAAAAUGUCUCUUAUCUACAGCAAUGGCUUGAUAUGGUUUAUAAGCUGUCAGCCAAGGAAUUGUAUGGCGAGAAAAUUGCAUUUUUUGUUGAUGAUCUUUGGUCAACGCAUGUCUUUGGCUGGGACGGAUAUGUUUGUAGGUCCGAAAAUUAUCCCAUGGAAUCACCUCCACUGAUCUACGGAAAAGACGCAGCGGGAAAAGUGCAUUUCUUUGGCAGCGACAAAGGACCGAAGACGCCUUCCCUGGAAAGCCUUGGGGAGUUUUGUAAGCAGUUGCUUGAAGGAUCAUUGAUUGCGCCAAUAGAAUAUAAAGAUAAAAUCCCAGUGCUGGAUAUAGAUUUGAUUAAUUUCAAUGAAAUUGUCUAUGGGCAAGAUGAAAUGGAUAUUCUAAUAUGCUUAUACAGCUCACAGAAACUGGGAGCACCAGAUACGGACAAAUUUCUUAGAGAUUUGGAGAGUUUAGCUGGAAAAUUGCAAAAGGAACACGUACAGAUUUGGAAAAUGAAUGUACAGAAUGAAAGUCCACCCAAGAAAUUUCAAAUAGAAUCCACUCCAGCUGUAUUUAUGUUGCCUCGCACACAAAAACAUAAUCCCAUUCGUUGUUUUGAUCCAAGCCGUGGAAUUUACACAUUAAUUAAAUUCGUUGCUGAACAUUCCAGUGAAGAACUUCUUUAUUAUGAUCGUCGUGGCUUUCCAAAAGUGCAUGGACAUUUAUUACAUCACAUUACAUACAGUUUUAAUGAAAUUAACAAAUAAAAGAAAAAUCAAAUGAAAAGAUCUUAACUAUUCUUUUAAGUAACUUCACUUUCUACUGCUUAAAAAAGCUUUCCUCAAGUUAUUCUGCAUGUCAAAGUGUGACCAUAAAGGCCAAAAAUCUUCGAUUUAAAGUCUAUGGGACUUACCACAUGAUUAGAUUUCCAUAUAAAAAAAAACAACAAAAAAAGCAUCGAUAAAUAACGAGUUGUAUGUCGAAAAAUGAACGGUCUCGAUAUUCACAAAACAAAUUCAAAACAAAGAUCUUCGAUAAAUACAUUCAAAAAUUAAUCGCUCUCUGUGUUUUUAAAUUGAAAGUAUGAAAUAAAAGCAAAAUAAAGACGAAUAUUAAGUUUGCAGAAUGCCGAAAUAAA